Molecule: messenger RNA, 3833 nt
Organism: Nematolebias whitei (Rio pearlfish)
Lineage: Eukaryota; Metazoa; Chordata; Actinopteri; Cyprinodontiformes; Rivulidae
Product: RIMS-binding protein 2
Exons: 18
Coding region: 61-3516 (1151 amino acids)
Biological process (GO): neuromuscular synaptic transmission
Molecular function (GO): protein binding
Source: RefSeq, a predicted model, not a curated record
CUCGAGGAGAACCAGAGACUCCGUGCCAAACUGGAGAACCUAGAGCAGGUCCUAAAGCACAUGCGAGAGGUCGCCGAGCGAAGGCAGCAGCUGGAAUUGGAACAUGAGCAGGCACUGGCUAUCCUUAAGUUCAAACAGGAUGAAAUCAAACGUUUGCAGCGGGCCCAGUUAUUUGCCAAGAGGGAGCAUGAAGGGGUGGUUCAGAUGCUGGAGUCAAAGGUACGAGACCUGGAGGAGAAAAGCCGCAGCCAGAGUGAACAGUUUAGCUUGCUGUCCCAAGAGCUGGAGAAGUUUCGCCUGCAGGCCUCCAAAGUGGACCUGGCCAGCUCGAGCCUCCUCAGCAAUCCCAGCCUGUCUGUUCUGGCCAACGGGGUGGGGCUGACUACAGAGCAAGAUGUGGCCGCUGCACUGCGCUUGGGCUCCACCCCCCACGCUGCAGGACUCUCCAGGACGGAGCGCUCGCCUGUCACCAAACACCGAGAGCUGCCCACCAUCAGUGUCAGCAAGUCUUCCUCCACCAAGUCAGAGACUACACACCUCACCCCCAAGUCUGACACCCAUCUAAGUCCGCACAAAUCAAGCCCGACACAUGAGGUGGACACUGCCAGUGAAGUGGAGGAGUUGGACAUCGACAUGGCUCCGGCCUCUUGUUCAGCCAGCAGGGCGGCACCGAAGCUCCAAGUUUUUAUUGCAAGAUACAGUUACAAUCCGUACGAUGGCCCAAACGACAACCCCGAGGUGGAGCUGCCCCUCACUGCCGGGGAGUACAUCUAUGUGUAUGGAGACAUGGAUGAUGAUGGUUUCUAUGAAGGUGAGCUGAUGGAUGGGCGAAGAGGGCUGGUUCCCUCGAACUUUGUUGAACGCAUGUCCGACGAUGAUCUGAUGAGCUCUCAUCAUCCAGAGACAGGGGAUGUGUCCCACAACUCUCUGCUAGACAGCAGCCUGCACAGUGCCAGCCACCAGCAUCACCUCCACAUGGGCGUCAUUGCCUCAGAACGGACAGGGGCUUCAGCUGCCUCCGGCCCCUCCUCAGCCCUCUCAGAUUCAGCAUCAGCCUUGCCUGUCCUGGUCCCCCUCACCAACGGCCUGGACUUGGAUUUGGAGGAGGUGGGAGUGGACAUUGUGCCUUACCCACGUAAACUUACCCUCAUCAAGCAGCUUGCCAAGAGCAUUAUCAUUGGCUGGGACCCCCCGUUGGUGCCGGCUGGGUGGGGCAACGUGUGGAGUUAUAACGUAUAUGUGGACCAGGAGCUGCGACUCAGUGUGCCCUUCGGUGCCCAGACCAAAGCGGUGCUGGAGCGGCUGGACAUAAACCUCAAAGCCUACCGUGUGUCAGUCCAGAGUACGACAGAGAAAGGCCUCUCCGACCAGCUCCGUUGCAGCCUGCUGGUGGGCCGGGAUGUAAGUGUGGCGCCCACGCAGCUGUGCGUGAACAGAAUUAUGGCCACCUCUGCCAACCUCACGUGGCUGCCCAGCAACAGCAACUAUGUGCUGGAGGUAGCCUCUCCUACAGCAGGCAGUGCUCUGCUAGGCCCCUCUCAGAUCCAGUCCCUCCAGGCAGCUCAGGAGCUCACUGUCCGCACCAUGUCUGCACACGGGGAGUCCUGUGACUCUUUGCCAGUAAAUGUGCCCUCCAAGCUGGCUGCCAUCAUGGCAGGCCCAGCUGUAGUCACCCCAGUUGUACCACCCCUGCCCUGCAGUUCCCUUAAUUUUUCCCCACCACAGUCCUACAUAAACUCUGCUGCCAAAGUCUCUGUGCUGCCCAGCACUUUGCCAUCAGACACACACAUGCCUCGCCACGCAGCGGAAGGUGCUGCUAACCUGCCUCAUGCUCUUUGCUCUGAAGAUCUUCUCUCCUCCGCCUCCUACGUGAAAGCCUGGGCCACCCCCUCAUCUGCUGCUGCCUUGGCUGCAUGUGAAGCAGCCUCCACCAUUACUCCGGUGGUUAAUGUGAUGUCCCCUAUCAACACAACAUCUCUGCCAUCUCCAGCAGCAGCUCCGGUGUCGGCUGUAGCACCAUCGCCUGCGUUGGACCAGCGCAGAGAUACAGACAGCCCAGGAUCCAUACGUCCUUUCCCGUCCAUCACAGAGUUCAUCGACGACCCCAGUGCCAAGCUUGUUACUCAUGAGCCCAUCCCGACCCCUCCCAAAGCCCCAAUUACAGACCUUCUUGACCCUCAGAGCACUAACCUCCUCCGACCGCCCAGCACCUCACCUCUGGAGUCAGAGGUAGAGGAGGAUCUGGAGAACACACGCCUGGUGUCCAUCGAUGAGUUUUUGAGACAGGACCAGGAGCCGGUGUACAGCAGGAGGCAACAGAGUUAUGCCAGAGGACCUGUGGAGCCUCUCAGUAACUACCAUGCAGACAACAGCCGCUCAGACCUGUCAGACAUCCUGGAAGAGGAGGAAGAAGACCUUUACUCUGACCACCUCGGAGAAGCACAGGCCAGAGGUUUCACCACUGGAGCCAACAGGGAGCCCUGCCAAGUCCCUCCAGCCGUGGCAGGCCCGUCGAGUGGGGGGCAGGCAGAGCUUUCCUGUAAAGCAGCAUGCUCGCAGGCUGGGUUAUUCAAAGAUAAAUCUUCAAAGAUGAAAGGAGAUUGUGACACUCGCAUCUUUGUGGCGCUCUUCCCAUACGAUCCGGCCACAAUGUCCCCCAAUCCUGACGCUGCUGAGGAGGAGCUUCCAUUUAGCGAAGGACAGAUCAUCAAAGUGCACGGAGAUAAAGAUGCGGAUGGGUUCUACCGAGGGGAGUCGGGUGGUCGUCUGGGCUAUGUGCCGUGUAACAUGGUGUCUGAGGUCCAGGUGGAGGAUGAGGAAACCCGGCAUCAGCUCCUGCAGCAGGGCUUCCUGCCCACAGCGACCUCCAUGGAGAACAUGGAUCCUCCUCAGACUGCUGCCCCUGCAGCUGGAGGGAAACUGUCCUCCGGACCUCGCAAGAUGGUUGCCAUUUUUGAUUAUGAUCCACGAGAGAGUUCCCCCAACACUGACAUAGAGGCAGAGCUGACUUUCAGUGCAGGAGACGUCAUAUACGUGUUCGGUGACAUGGACGAAGACGGUUUCUUUUACGGAGACUUGAAUGGACACCGGGGCUUAGUGCCCUCCAACUUCCUGCAACCCAUUCCAGAUUACGCUCCAGCAGAACCAGUUUGUGCUCCACCUGCACCAGAACCCAAGAAGGAAUCUCUGGACACCUGGACAUCCACUUCAGAACCCCUGGGUUCUGGCCCCUCAACACUAGAAGAGGCUUUGCGCCCUACAACCGAACCCCUUCACCCAGACAUGCCAGAGGACACAGACCUGCGAGCACAGCUGCAAGUCACAACGAGCACAGCGCCAGACAAGGACCCAGUUCCAGGUCCAGCUUCUGAGGAGGUCUGCUGCUCUCCUCCAGCCCCCCUUCCUUCAGGCAGCCCCACACCAACAGACUCCUCCAUGCAAGCAAAGAAGAAGAAAAGCUUCUUCUCUAAAGGCAAGAAGUUGUUCAAAAAGCUGGGAUCCAGCAAGAAGGAAUGAGUCAGGACUCUGCGUCACGGUUCAAGCACUUUUCCUGUCUGUACUGUUGGUGUCAUUUAAAACUCAACUCUCUGAUCUAAUAACAGACACUUAGCAGUUAUACACCUGCCUUAGAGCACUGCUACCCCAGAAUCCUUUAAAACAGGACAGAUCUGCUUACAGUUCCAGCAUCGUAAGAGCAUGCACACAUGCAUGUGAUCAAGCUUCGUAUAAGUGUUCAAAAAAACGCAGCAAUAAUCUUCCAACGCGUUCAGCGCAGACAGCUCAGCGAAUAUUAGCUUUAACCCUGGUGAGCUUGUGCCACGUCAUUUCUUUAA